This is a messenger RNA of Doryrhamphus excisus (bluestripe pipefish), 2459 nucleotides long. RefSeq lists its product as uncharacterized. NCBI's taxonomy places the organism in Eukaryota, Metazoa, Chordata, Actinopteri, Syngnathiformes, Syngnathidae. Gene Ontology annotation, molecular function: protein binding; phosphatidylinositol binding. Gene Ontology annotation, biological process: determination of ventral identity. The record is from RefSeq and is a predicted model, not a curated record. Gene Ontology annotation, cellular component: membrane.
GGCUCCACGCAUGCGCAUUAUGUCAUCUCCCUCACAGCUUUCCAUGUGUUUUUUAAGCUAACUGCACCAGAAUUUGUUCUAAAGCUCACAAUCGUGGUAAUAUAAAGUAUCGUUUUCUCAAUAUGGGAGGACAGGCUAAGAGUAAAAAGAAAAACAAACCGAAGCGAAAAGACAAACGCACAAUAAAUGAUGCUGGAAUUGUGGCACUAUCACCUCAGGAGAGGAUGAAAGUGAGAAUGCAUAUAAAGGCGAAGAAGACAACAGCUGCCAAGUACUCUGUGGAACAACUCCUAGAAAAGACAGAAGAAUGCAUGGACAGUUUUGAUUUUGAGAUGGCCGGACUUUUCUGUCAACGUGCCCUGGAUCUGGACUCCAAUAAUCUGCAAGCUCUUACUAUGCUGGGACACAUCUCCACUGAGCUUGGAGACACACAGAAAGCCAAGGAAGUUUUUCUUCGUGCUGUGGAAUUGAGCCCUGAUGCUGGCCACAGUAAGUACAUGUACCUGGGGCAGAUCCACACUGGCCAGGAGGCUGUUGAUUACUACGCCAAAGGAAUCCAAAUUCUGCUCUCUGUAUUAGACACGCAAGAACAAAACACCGCCCAGGCUGAAGCUGCAGCUCCCGUCGGUGCGGAACCUGAACUUCCGACGGUGAAGGAUGCGAGCGUGGCGUACUGCUCCAUUGCUGAGAUUUACCUUACUGAUCUCUGCAUGGAGGAGGGAGCCUCAGACAAGUGCAGAGAGUUCAUUGAGCGAGCGCUACGGUAUCACCCUGACAACCCUGAAGCCCUACAGCUCAUGGCCAGCUACCUGUUCAGUGCGGAGAAAAAUAAGGAAGGCAAAGAUUACCUGUUGAAGAGCGUCCGGCUGUGGCUGCCCACCCACAAAGAGGCGGCGGCUUCCACCAGCCUCGGAGAAGAUGUACAGAACGAGAUCCCGCCGUACGAGUCGCGUAUCACCACAGCCAAGCUGCUCGUGGAGGCUGAGGAAUACGAGAUGGCAGUGGAAGUACUGGAGGGUCUCCUGGAAGAGGACGAUGAGGUUGUUCAGGUGUGGUAUCUUUCUGGCUGGGUGUGCUACCUUCAGCUCGAGCGGGCCAAGGAGCAGGAAGAAAAGGAGGUACGAGCAGUGAGCCAGGAAGAAGAAGAGGAGAGGACGGCGCUAAAAGAGGCGGCCAGAUUGCACCUGACUAAAGCUAAGAAGCUGCACAGCAAGCUGCACUGUGACGACCAGCCCGUGUUGGAGCACGUGGAGCAGCUGCUGAGCGAGCUGGGAGGAGAAAUGGAGGGCGAGGAUGAAGAUACGGCCGUUGACGAAGACUACGAACCUGCCAGUGAGGACGAGGAUGAGGAGAAGAAGAAGGAGGAGACACCCAUGGAACAUUGAUCGCACCCCCGUUUUGGCCUGGUUCCCUUAUUUCUCUGUUAAGUGCCUUGACGUUGGUUCCACCUGCUUGUAUUCAAGUAAGUCAUCUAAAAGCUGCAGUUUAGUUGAAGUCAUUCUUCUCCAAAGGGGUUGUUAAAAAUGGACCAUGGGCAUGCCAAGCCACAGUUGUUAACAGUUUUUUGGGGCUUUGGGGCCCGUUCACACUUGUCAUGUUUGGUUCCAACGGUGAACUCUCCAUGGAAAACGACAGCAAAAAAACAUGCACCGACAAAUAUUGUAAAUUCCAGCAUGUAAGGCACACCCAUAAGUACAAAUUUUAUACAAAUUUUAUACAAAUUAUACGAGGACAAGGCAGCUCUGUAUUUGACAGGAUUCAAUCAUGAGCGAUGAAAAAACACAACCCAUUGGAAAUUGCAGUAUAAUUUUCUAAAGCGCACUAAACUCAUCACACAGCGACUUAACAGUCAAAGUAUACCUAAUAAAUAAACAAAAGUGAAACAGACAAGUUAAAAAUCAAAACAAAAAAAGUAAGGUUUUGAAAUAUAUAUCUCUGCCCACUAUGCCGGAACCGAAAGGGAGGCUGACGUCAUUGCAGCGUCCCAAUAAAUGCUCAGGUGCAGUGUAUUAUAGGAAAACUUUAAAAGACUUUAGAAAAGUUAUGUUAAACCCGUAUUUCAUAAUUCUCAGCUAUACCCUUUGAGUGUUAAGUUGCUGUGUGAUGAGUUUAGCGUUCUCUUUCAGAUGACCUCCUGUGGACGUCACAAGAUUAGAAUUUACCCAUAAAUUUGCUGCACCGCUGUAUAAGACGCAGGGUUCGAGAGUUUAGGAAAAAAAUUAGCACCGGUUUAGCAUCUAACAGAACGCUUGUGCAGGUUUUCGUGCAAAGUCAUGGCCGAAACAACACUUGUUUAAACUUGUUCAUAUUUCUCACAUUAAAACAACCUGUUCACAUAUUUUUUUUUGUUUUCUUUUUUUUUUUAUACCUCUUCAAUCCACCCGAGUGCACGCUUAGUACAGAUCCUCAAGGUCAGUGAACGUAUCAGCAGGCGACGCUUCCACUAAAACCGCCGCUGU